Molecule: messenger RNA, 1447 nt
Organism: Indicator indicator
Lineage: Eukaryota; Metazoa; Chordata; Aves; Piciformes; Indicatoridae
Gene: LPAR4
Product: lysophosphatidic acid receptor 4
Exons: 1
Coding region: 90-1136 (348 amino acids)
Biological process (GO): phospholipase C-activating G protein-coupled receptor signaling pathway; positive regulation of Rho protein signal transduction
Cellular component (GO): membrane
Molecular function (GO): lysophosphatidic acid receptor activity
Source: RefSeq, a predicted model, not a curated record
CCUCGGGAAGAGAGGAGAUCGCUGCCUGGUUUUAUGGAUGUCACUGAAGUAGACUUUGAAGCUCUUUGGAAGCACCUCACAAACCUGGCAUGGGAAACCACAGCAACAACCAUACCUGCCUGACAGACGAUUCCUUUAAGUACAACCUGUACGGUGCAGUGUACAGCGUGGUCUUCAUCCUGGGUCUGAUCACAAACUGCGCCUCCCUCUUCGUGUUCUGCUUCCGGAUGAGGAUGCGAAGCGAGACGGCCAUCUUCAUGACCAACCUGGCCGUCUCCGACCUGCUCUUCGUCUUCACUCUGCCCUUCAAGAUCUUCUACAACUUCAACAGGCACUGGCCUUUCGGGGACAGCCUGUGCAAGAUCUCCGGCACGGCCUUCCUCACCAACAUCUAUGGGAGCAUGUUGUUCCUCACCUGCAUCAGCGUCGACCGCUUCCUCGCCAUCGUCUACCCCUUCCGCUCGCGCACCAUCAGGACCCGCAGGAACUCCGCCAUCGUCUGCGCUGGCGUUUGGAUCUUGGUCCUCAGCGGUGGCAUUUCGGCUUCCUUGUUCUCCACCACCAACGUGUCCAACACCAGCACCACCUGCUUCGAAGGGUUUUCCAAGCGUAUCUGGAAAACCUACCUGUCCAAGAUCACCAUAUUUAUUGAAGUGGUAGGCUUCAUCAUCCCUUUGCUACUCAACUUGACCUGCUCCUCCCUGGUUCUCAGGACGCUCCGGAAACCUGCCACCUUGUCUCAGAUCGGGACCAACAAAGAGAAGGUGCUGAAAAUGAUAGUCGUGCACGUGGCCAUCUUCCUGGUGUGCUUCGUGCCCUACAACUCCAUCCUCUUCUUGUAUGCUCUCGUGCGGUCCCAGGCGAUUGCCAACUGCUCCUUGGAGAGGUUUGCCAGGACAAUGUACCCCAUCACCUUGUGCAUCGCCACCAUGAACUGCUGCUUCGACCCCUUCAUCUAUUACUUCACAUCAGAAUCCUUCCAGAAGUCCUUCAACAUCAAAACCCAGAUUAAAAUGGAUUCUCUUUUCAAGACCGAGACCCCUCUGACAAAGACUGCACUCCCAGCACCACAGGAUGAAAUAAGUGACCAGGCUAUGACCAAUGGAGGAGACCCAACAUCUGAAUCGCAUUUCUAGGGAGAUGUUUACACAUGGAGUUGUCCCCUGCUUAGCUUCUUGAGGAGCACCACCUGUGUGAAGGAGCUGCUUCAGAGCAUGUGGGCUCACGUGUGUGCUCAUGAGGCUAUGGGGGAACAACUAGACAGGUAGAGAAAUCCUUACACUGGCAUAGUCCCAACAGGUGAUAAAAAUCCUGCUGGGUCUCCCUUUGGAGACAGGUAACAGUGUAUGCACCAGCUGAAGAAGCUGUUCUGUUCCCUCUUUCAUCAGGGGAUGCCAACAUUUGGCAUUGUUGUUGUGGUUUUUUUUUUUUCCCCCUCAGCAGUUGA